Molecule: messenger RNA, 302 nt
Organism: Owenia fusiformis
Lineage: Eukaryota; Metazoa; Annelida; Polychaeta; Sabellida; Oweniidae
Source: the annotation of a GenBank genome assembly
AGAUAGCACUGUUUAGAGUGGUCACUGCAACACUAUUUAUAUCUUAUUACUUCCUGGUGCCUGGGAUGGCUGUCGAAAGUGUUCGUAAAGGAGAUGACUAUAAUACAAUUUUUGAUAGUUCUUGGUACUUAAAAAAUUACCACUCAUCUCCAAAGGGAGAUCCAGAAGAAAGAGGUCAUUCUACAUUCUUAUAUGAAGAACUACAUCAAACGUAUAGUUCCGGUAGGUUUCGAUUCCGGGCAAGCAGUUUAGAUCUAUUACAUGGAGCACGACCCGAUAUAGUUCAACAAGUUAAACCCAAU